AUGUCGGCCUACACAUAUCACCCACUUCGUCACGAAGGGUCUAUUCGCUUACUAUCCUGUUAUGGGGACACCGGCCACCAGUAUCAGCUUUGCGAAAUGCACGAAAUCUCCACAAGAAGCUAUCACGCUCUCUCAUAUACCUGGGGUCCACAAACUGUGAAAGUCCCAAUCAGUAUAAAUGGUUUCGGCUUCCAGGUUACACCGAAUCUACUGGAUGCAUUAAUGAGCUUUUUUUCAAAGAACCCGCAAGACUUGCUGUGGGUGGAUGCUAUCUGUAUUGAUCAGAGUAAUUUGGAGGAGCGAGAUCAGCAGGUUCGUAGAAUGAUGGAUAUCUAUGGAGAAGCUGAGAUGGUUAUUGUCCACCUAGGGUACAGUCGAACUUUGCGAACGGACACCUUAUCCAGGUAUUCUGACCAAUCUCAUGAACAUUAUAUCCAGGCUACGGUUAAGCUCAUACACUACUUGUUCCAUUUAUCCAAGCGGACAGGAGAAAAGACCGAGUCAAAUAUUGCUCCUAAAUAUAGGAGUAGUGGCCUCUUAAAUAACGUCAUGCAUCCAUCUUGGGACUUAUUGCGCAGGUUGUACCAUGAUAGCUGGUUUGAGCGACUGUGGGUUAUACAAGAACUGCACGUCGCGAAACAAACCCAUGUGAUGUGGUUAAGUGAGCGAAUUCCGUGGGAGUUCCUUGAUGGAGCAGCAAAAUAUAUUCUCCGACCAGGGCAUAAUCCACCGCUGAACAGAUCUGUGCGGGAGUAUCUGCCACGAAUUGGCGCUCGUCGUCUAUUUCAGGUUGCGUUAAAGGGCAUGGAUCCUGAAAACAUCUUGAGUGUACUUCACAGCACCCAGGGGACCAAAUGUAGUGACCCUCGGGACAGACUCUAUGCAAUUUUAGGCACAAUUGAUGAUGUCGAGGACGCGGAAGUUGAUUAUGCGAUGUCAGUGCAAGAUAUAUAUAAACGUUGGGCAGUAAGAAGAAUCACAAGAAAGAAGUCUUUAGAUAUAUUAGGAGCUUGCGCGGACUCCGGGCGGUGGAACGACUUACCUUCUGUUCCAGAUCUUCGGCGCCCUUGGGGACAAGACAAACAGCUCUGGGAGCAAAAUUUCAGGGGAGAUCAUUCGCGCUGGACGGAAAGUGAGUUUGGGAAAUUGAUGGAGCAGCAGAGGGUCAACCCAGGUCCACAUCUAAGAAUCGUUGGUGGAACGAGUCUGCUUGUAUUUGGCGUCAAUGUCGGUCGGGUAACGCACUUAAGUUCGCCUGCGGAUAUGGUGUUGGAUUUAACAGAUACGGCCAAUGCUGAAAAGAGCCUGUUCUUUUGGAUCACCGACUGGGCUCACUGGAUAUCUCGCAAAACAACCAACCUAUUGUGUCUUAACGAAGCGCAUCUUAAUCUCGUGAGUGUGAUAUUGCGCACGGGUGAAGACUUCGGGCUUCGAAAUUACUAUUACAAACAAUUAGCCAGGCUCAAAAAGUGUUUCAGGAACCCUCCCAUCCCCCGCAUAUAUCCUGGGAAGGCUAAUAUUUGCCCUGAAACUAGAGCCUCGGAAGAAGCCGAAUAUUUCGACAAUGAUCCUAUCGCCCACGAGAACCUAGAGGUCCUGCAAGAGUUCGAGCGAAUAUUUUCCCCUCGUGUCUGUGGAUGUCAGAUAUUCAUCAUGUCCAAUGGCCCUGAGCUAGGCAUCUCUGCGAGUAAUUGCAAAGUCCGUGUCGACGAUGAGGUGUGGCUGUUGCACGGAAUGGAUAACCCUGUUGUGUUGCGUCAAAACGAUAAGGGAUCCCGGCUUAUAACGCCCUGUUAUGUGUCUGUGGACUGGGACAUAUGGGGAGAAAAGUACAGACCUGCAUUGAAACAGAUCGUAAUUAUAUAG
This is a messenger RNA of Glarea lozoyensis ATCC 20868, 1866 nucleotides long. RefSeq lists its product as uncharacterized. The record is from RefSeq and is a predicted model, not a curated record. The transcript has 3 exons. NCBI's taxonomy places the organism in Eukaryota, Fungi, Ascomycota, Leotiomycetes, Helotiales, Helotiaceae. The coding region runs from base 1 to 1866 and encodes 621 amino acids.